AUAUAGAGGUUCUUCUGUACUUAACUUCGAAAGCUGUAAUUCUUUUUGUAUCUUGUUCAUUGGUGAUCUAUGCUUCACAUCCAUAGUGUGCUGCGGUGGAGAAUAAUAUAGUACGUUUUAGAAGUACUUAUGUGGAAAACCAUAAAAAUGGUGUGAACAUUUUGGUUGACAUAAAAAAUAAACUUUAGAAUUAUUGUCCUUUGUUUGGCACCUCGCAUUCUUGUCUGCGAGGGUGUGCAAUAAUUACUGAUGGUUUCUGUUAAAUCUCUCUUGCGAAGUUGUGAUUCUCUUUCACUUUUCUCAACAGAAUCAACACGCUCAGUUCACCUGGGCUCAAGGAGACUUAUUGGGCGCAUCAAACUGGCCGACAUUUUCUCAAACUAUUCAUUACUACGGCGCCGUGCCCCGCUGUGCGGACCAGUGUGUCUCGAUGGUAAAACCCAGAGUGCCUAACGAUCUCGUCUUCUUACAAACGGAUUGUUGUACGACAGAAUACCGUCAUCUGUGCGAGGACGUGGACGAGUGUGAGACGGGCACACAUACAUGCCACGUGAGCACACAGAAGUGUCGUAAUGAUCUGGGCACGGGCUAUUCCUGUGUGAACAUUCCCCCCACUCCUACAGCCUCGGGAGACCUCGGGGUCUUUCUACAAGGCUCUGACGUGACGAUGUAUUGUACUUACACUGGCCCGGGGUUUCCCAGCAAGUUUACAUGGUACAAAGCCGGAUUGUAUUUCACUGAUCAGAACCAAACCAUUUUAAUGAUAUCUCACGCCGUCUUUUUGGAGGAUGCUAGUUACCGAUGUACUGUGACGGUAGAUGGAGUGGAGUCGGCUCUGAGCAAUGGCAUUUCAUUGGUAGGAUCUUUUCCUCCCGACCAGCCCACACUUAACGUAACACGUGGCCUUCCCGUGCCAGCCGGAGAGAGUGUGACCUUGAACUGUACCACAUCGAUAGAUGGCAACGACUUUCUUUUUUUGUGGAAAAAAAACGGUUUGGUAUUUAUUAAACAAGCACAGCCGGAUCUCCACAUCGUCAGUUUCUUUCCCGGAGACUCUGCCUCGUACACCUGUCAAGUUCAGAACACGACGUCACAGCUGCUAUCCCCAGAAAGUAAUGACAUACUUCUCCAGUUUUUUCUAACAACUCCGGAGUUGUCUGUCUACACGUUGCCCAGAGUGGCCGGAGACACGCCAAGAAAAACUCUCCAAGUAGUGAACGGUAGUGACGUGGAACUCACGUGUAAGAGCCCUGACCCAGUUGAACAUUUCCUCUGGAAAACACCCCAGAGUUUGACCACCAGUAUGACCUUAUCUGAGACGUUUGAGUUGCUUAAUUUCACAUCUGUUUAUGCCGGAAACUAUAUGUGUUUCUCAAAGAUAGGAGAUGUGAAGUCAGCAGAAAGCAACAACGUCACAAUUGAGGAAAGUACCAGACCCAGACUGACGUCAUCUCUAACGAAUGUUCCAGAAGGAACUUUGGUAAAACUUUCUUGUCAAUCUCAUAACCCCGUGCAUCUCAGGUUCCGCUGGCAGAGGGAUGGCGUCACAUUCGGGGAAGGAACUGAACCCACGUAUAAGAUCUUAAACUUCGAGAAAAAAGAUGAGGGCGAAUACCGUUGUCUCGCAGGCGACAUCAGGCAAGAUUGGACUGUGAGCACAGCAGAGAACCUGACCGCCAUUCCAUACAACUCACUCUGUAAAUGUAUGUGCAUUGCCAAUUCGACCACAGUGGAAAUCUCUAGGCAAGAAAUACACCUAGUGACGUCAGAAAUUGAACGGAAUUUGAGUGUGGACCACACCCACCUCUCGUCUACCGUGAGAAAACGGACGUCAGCACCUGAUGAACGGAAGUCCAGCGUGUCUACAGGGUCUGGGGCCAUCGUCAUGUUGUCUCUGGUCUUCUGCGCCAUCGUCAUCCCCGACUUGGUGACUGCCUUCUAUUAUAUCAAGGCUACAGUCCAAGCUGGGGGGUUACAAACCUAGACGAGGAUAUUAAAUUGUAUUUUACAAAGCUAGAAAAAGAAGCUUACAGCUAGUAUUUUACAAGGCUAAAAGAUACAGCUAGUUAUUUACAAACUUAGAAGCUAGUAUAAUUAAUAUUGUAUUUUAUGAGGCUUGAAGCGCAUAGGUAGUAUUUUACAAAGAUAAAAGCUUAUAGAUAGUUUUGUACAAAGUUAGAAGAAUAAGCUUACAGAUAGUAUUUUACAAGGCUAAAAGAUACGAUUAGUUACUUAUAAACCUAGAAGCAUAAUGAUAGUAUUUUUACAAGGCUAAAAGACAUAGCUAUUUUUUAUUUUUUACAAACGUAGAUGCUUACAAGGCUAGAAGAUGCAGCAAAUUAUUUACAAACAUAGAGGCUUACAGAAUAUAGUAUUUUACAAAGCAAGAAGAAAAAAUGUACACAUAGCCUUUUACAAGGUCAAAAGUUAUUUACAAAGCUAGAAGUCUACACAGUGUAAUAUACGACGCUGAAAGAUGUAGCUAGUUACUUACAGAGUUAGAAGUUUACAGAGCAGCUUCUUAUUUGAAAGAUCUAAGUGUACGGAUAGUAUCUUACAUUGCUAGAAGCGUCCUGGUAGUAUCAAAAGUGUACAGACAUUAAUUUACAAGGCUAUAAGAGUACAGCGAGCAUUUUUACAAAGAUAGAAGAGUUGAGACAGUAUUGUAAGUGUACAUAUGAAAUGUACAGAUAGUAUCUAUUGACA
Messenger RNA from Aplysia californica (California sea hare), 2706 nucleotides. RefSeq names its product hemicentin-1. The record is from RefSeq and is a predicted model, not a curated record. The transcript has a single exon. NCBI's taxonomy places the organism in Eukaryota, Metazoa, Mollusca, Gastropoda, Aplysiida, Aplysiidae. Bases 431 to 1984 code for a protein of 517 amino acids. Gene Ontology annotation, molecular function: calcium ion binding.